Molecule: messenger RNA, 795 nt
Organism: Miscanthus lutarioriparius
Lineage: Eukaryota; Viridiplantae; Streptophyta; Magnoliopsida; Poales; Poaceae
Source: the annotation of a GenBank genome assembly
AUGUCCUCACGUAUCUAUAUGCUCAGAAGCACCAUUGAAGAAGCAAAGUUCAGAUUUUGGCAAACUGAGCAGUCAUCUCUAGAUAAUGAAAAAGGGCCAUCUCUACGACUCUACCUGGGCGCCGCGGAGGUCGGGUGCAGCGUCAUCCAAGAGCUCCUUCCGAGUGAAGACCAUGGCGAGGAAGAUGUUGAUAGCAUCUGCAAGGGGUGCUCGGAGGGGUCGGAGCAGGGGUGGGGCGAGGUGCCAGUGCAGGUGCGUGUAGCCGUGGAGCCUACCUCCGUGCUCCGGUCGACAGACAGACCUUGGUCGGCGCCGGAGGUGCUCGUAUUCCCGUCCCUCGACCUUGGCCUCCACGUCCAUCAUGGAUGUCGGGGCCCGGGGGUGCUGCCGCUGCUAGAUCGAGGCCGCCUUCGCGGUCGCGUGCUCCCCGUCGCAGUCGCCGAGACCCCCGUGCCGGUGCGGGCGUGCGACCGUGCCCUCGCGCGCGAGAGAGAGAUGGAGAGCGAGGACAUCGAGGAGCGACGCAUGGAGCCACCGAGAAGGCUAGACGAGGGUUCCCCAGCUCUACGCGGCCGUCGGCUGCGCGCCCAGAUGCCGGCGGGCGCGGGCGACGAUGGUGCGCGUGCGGCGGCGGCGCGGCCUGCUGCGGGCGGGCACGGGGGCAGGGUGGGCGCGAUGGGGGCGCGGUGGCGGCGUGGCCAGAAUCACGGGAGCGAGCGGGAUCUCGCGAAGGGGAGCACACGCGCGGGGAGGGGGAGCGAGCGAGCGUGCGAAGAGCAUUGGGCUCGCGUGUAG